UCAGUCGAAACAACCUCUUCUCUAGAGCAACGAAGUCUCAACACUCAUCAUGAAGUUGAUCAGUCUCGCACUGGCUCUCCUGCUGGUCUUGUCCGCCGUCCUGUCGCCCAGCCAAGCCACGCCGGACGCCCUAGCAGACCCAAGUCCGUUCUUCUUUCUCAAAAAGAAGAAGUAUGGCUAUGGUGGCUACGGUUAUGGCGGUUAUGGCCACGGUGGAUAUGGCGGUUAUGGCCACGGUGGAUAUGGCGGUUAUGGCCACGGUGGAUAUGGCGGUUAUGGCCACGGUGGACAUGGCGGUUAUGGCGGUUACGGCGGUUACGGCAUAAGGAAAUACUGGUGAUGGAAGAGACAGGCAGUCUCUUCAAGCACAAUGUUGAAGAGCUAAGAUUUAUCUUGCUCCACGCAAUAUAUUUAUCCCGUCGAAAACUAUUAAAUAAAAUUAACUAAUGAUUUUUUUAGGAAAAAAA
Messenger RNA from Penaeus indicus, 467 nucleotides. Its product is annotated as neuropeptide-like protein 29. The transcript is spliced from 2 exons. The record is from RefSeq and is a predicted model, not a curated record. Bases 50 to 340 code for a protein of 96 amino acids. Lineage: Eukaryota; Metazoa; Arthropoda; Malacostraca; Decapoda; Penaeidae.